Molecule: messenger RNA, 4830 nt
Organism: Varanus komodoensis (Komodo dragon)
Lineage: Eukaryota; Metazoa; Chordata; Lepidosauria; Squamata; Varanidae
Gene: UMODL1
Product: uromodulin like 1
Exons: 26
Coding region: 1-4830 (1609 amino acids)
Cellular component (GO): extracellular region; cell surface
Molecular function (GO): protein binding; peptidase inhibitor activity; calcium ion binding
Source: RefSeq, a predicted model, not a curated record
AUGGUUGCCUAUCAGAGAUCAUAUGAGAAGCAGAUCCCAUGUGGCGGAUGGAUCCCAUGGAGUGUUUGUACCAAAACCUAUUAUAAAGAAGAGUACCACCCUGUUAUGGUCCCGGAGACUGUGAAUAUAACAGAUUGCUGUAACGGAUAUGAACAAGUGGGUCUUUAUUGUACCUUACCCCUUAACAGAUCCAGAGAGUUUGCCUCCAGACUUGGUGCCUGUCCAGCAAAGGAAGUGGAAGUAUCAGAUAUUUCAUGUGCAUUGGAUAUAGAUUGUCCAGAACAUAAAAAAUGCUGUGAGACAACCAAAGGAAUGGGUUGUGCAGAUCCUGUACCAGAAGAGCAAAGAGUGACAAAAUAUUGGUAUAACGUGUCAGUCCUGGUGAAAAUGGAUUUUCAUGAAUUAAGCAGACUGGAUCCAAGGCUUCUGAAUCAUUCACGACUUUUGCAUUCUAUGAUUACCGGAGCAUUAUGGUCUUUAAAUGUCUCAGUGUACCAUAUCAAGACUACUCAGGCAAAAACCUAUGCAGAGACAGUAGCUUCUCAGGUCAUGAUUGGGCUGGAGCAACUGGUUUCACUAGCAAACCUCACCUCUUUGUUGAAGGAUAUCGUGAUGCGAGUAUACGAAGUUAUUGAUAUAGUUGUACAAGAGUCUGAUCCAGGCUUACUGCAUGUUCUGCUUAAAAAUAAAAAUCGUUCUGUUUUGGUGGCAAAUUCAACAUCUGUAUCACGAAAAGUUGGCAGAUCGCUAGAGUGCUAUCCUCCUGCUAUUAGAAACCUGAGGACCAUCAAUGUUACUAGCAGCAGUUUUGAAAUGUCCUGGAGUGUGGACUCCAUGCAAAAUCAUUCAUUUCACAUAGAAGUGUACAAAGGCAAGGAACUCAUUCAAGCAACAGAAACCACAGACAUGCAAGUAGAUGUGUCCAGUCUGGAAGCAGGUGUAAUGUACACAGUGAAAGUCAGCUAUGAAGCCUGUGACAGAAACAUCUCCUCAUACAGAAAUGUGAAGACAGAUGCCUGGCUAUUUGCACUAACUAUAAGGAUCUUGAACUAUAACCUCACGGACCAGUUGCUCUACAUGAACAGUACAGAAUAUCAAGCAUUUUCCAGUAUUUUGAUGACUGAGAUUAGGCAGUCCUUGCCUGCAAGCAUGGCAGCAUUGCACAGGAUGGGGAAGCUUGGAGUACAGGUGGUCUCCCUCAAAGCUGGCAGUGUCAUCGUGAGGCUCAAAAUCAUCGUGGAUGACCCCGAGUUUCCCAGAGACGUGUCUGCCUUCGAUCCAAUGAUGUCAAUGCUGUAUAAAAGUGUUGCCCUAGUGGUGGACUCAAACAGCUCUGCGGUGGAAGACUGGGACGAAUGUGCCUCAGAGGCAGAGAAUGAUUGCUGUACGCUUGCAGAAUGUACCAAUAUGAUUGGCUCAUACAUGUGCCAAUGCAAAGCAAGCAUGGAUACCAAUCCAUUACGACCUGGGAGGAACUGCGAGGGUGAAAUUGUGGAUCCUGUUACUGAUCCGGUUCUAACCCCUGAAGCCAAUGUCACGGAAGCACAACCUGUGACAGGUGCCCCCUCCCUGUCAAUGGCAGGAAUAAGUGCAGUGACUUCAUCUGCUUCCAGGUCUACUCAGAAGUCUGAUCCAGGUUCACGGAAUGUUCUGCUUAAAAAUGGAAAUUCUUCUGUGUUGGUGACGAAUUCAACAUCUGUAUCACGAAAAGUUGGCAGAUCGCUAGAGUGCGAUCCUCCUGUUAUUAGAAACCUGAGGACCAUCAAUGUUACUAGCAGCAGUUUUGAAAUGUCCUGGAGUGUGGACUCCAUGCAAAAUCAUUCAUUUCACAUAGAAGUGUACAAAGGCAAGGAACUCAUUCAAGCAACAGAAACCACAGACAUGCAAGUAGAUGUGUCCAGUCUGGAAGCAGGUGUAAUGUACACAGUGAAAGUCAGCUAUGAAGCCUGUGACAGAAACAUCUCCUCAUACAGAAAUGUGAAGACAGAUGCCUGGCUCUUUGCACUAACUAUAAGGAUCUUGAACUAUAACCUCACGGACCAGUUGCUCUACACCAACAGUACAGAAUAUCAAGCAUUUUCCAGUAUUUUGAUGACUGAGAUUAGGCAGUCCUUGCCUGCAAGCAUGGCAGCAUUGCACAGGAUGGGGAAGCUUGGAGUACAGGUGGUCUCCCUCAAAGCUGGCAGUGUCAUCGUGAGGCUCAAAAUCAUCGUGGAUGACCCCGAGUUUCCCAGAGACGUGUCUGCCUUCGAUCCAAUGAUGUCAAUGCUGUAUAAAAGUGUUGCCCUAGUGGUGGACUCAAACAGCUCUGCGGUGGAAGACUGGGACGAAUGUGCCUCAGAGGCAGAGAAUGAUUGCUGUACGCUUGCACAAUGUACAAAUACAAUUGGCUCAUACAUAUGCCGAUGCAAAACAACCACGGAUGCCAAUCCAUUACGACCUGGGAGGAACUGCGAGGGUGAAAUUGUGGAUCCUGUUACUGAUAUGGUUCCAACCCCUGAAGCCAAUGUCACGGAAGCGCAACCUGUGACAGGUGCCCCCUCCCUGUCAAUGGCAGGGAUAAGCGCAGUGACUUCAUCCGCUUCCAGGUCUACUCAGAGUACAACACUACCCUCAAGUGACACACAACAGCUGAGCCCUAUUCAGACAAACAAAACACUGUCAGCUUCUCAGAAAACAACUGCUUCCGGUCAUGUCUGGAAUAAUAACACACUGAGGAUUGCUGAAACAACAGCUCUGGUGACGGAAGCAUGGGACAAUGUAAAUAUAUCAAGUGGAGACAUACCUGACAGGAGAUCAAGAGCACACAUAGAGCACAACUCAUCAUUGCCCAAAGUUUCAAACAUCACAGAUUAUCCUUUUCUGAGAAAUGGGUCAGUAGAAGAAACAAGCACACCUGCCCUCUUAAUUGACAGAAGUUCUCAGUUAGACCCAUCCUUGAACGUAACACAAUACUCCAAGCGUCAUAUGCUGAACCAGACUCUGGAUGAAGAGGUGAAGAAGGAUAAUAGAUCUUCAGCUGAGGAAAAAUCCUCCACUCUGUUACCUGGCUUUUUUGACGAGCAGAAUAAUAUUUCCUUUGCUGAAGAUUGUGGUGGUUUAACUGUAAUCUCUUUUGUCUUAGUGACCUUUCCAGCUGAAAGAAUAGUUUUUUCUAAUGUAACCAGCACCAGCUUUCAAGUUGGUUGGACCGCAAAUUUUACCCAGAAUCCUGCUUUCCAUUUUCUGCUGCUUGAAGGAAAACGGAUUAUACAAGAGAUUAAAACUCAGAACAACAGCCUGACAAUUUCCAGAUUAGAGCCUGGGAUUUUGUACACUGUUGAAAUUAAGACAGAGGUUUGUGGGAAUAAAAGUGAACUGGUGCAGCGUAAAGUAAAGACAGCUGCCCAGAAAUUUAAUGGAACAGUCAGGAUAUCAAAUAUGAAUUAUUGUUCAGAGCUCAGCAACUCAAGUAGUGAAAAGUACCAAAAUUUUUCACAGUUGUUUCUCAUGGAGGUCCGUACAUCUCUCCCUGCUCACAUUCUUGAGAAAAUGAACACCCAUAUGAUUAAAAUGUCAAUCAUGAGCAUUACUAAUGGGAGUAUAGUAGUAAGCUUCAGCCUCCUUAUUCCAGCAAACAUGGAUGCAAGCAAUGUUUCUCGGUGUUUUCUUGAUGCCCUUCGACACAGUCGCCGUUUCAGGAUUGAUAACAGCAGUCUCUCCAUACAUGAUUAUGAUGAAUGUGAGAGCGAAGAAACCGACUGUUCUUCCAAUGCAUAUUGCAAUAAUAGAUAUGGAUACUAUGAAUGCAUCUGCAAAGAAGGAUUUGUCAACGGAAUGUUCUUUAAGAAGGCAGUUCAAGUGCUCUGUGAGUUUGAAAAAAUAGUCAUCACCAUUCCGAAAGACUUUCUGCGGAAGGGCUCCAUCCCAGAAUCCUCCUUGUACCUGGGAAGUCCUGAAUGCAACACAAAGACCAGCAAUUCCAGUCAUGUCAUACUUCAGACUGGAUGGCAUGAGUGCGCAACCGAAGUACAAAGCAAUACAACACACACUAUAGUAAAAACAAUUCUCCGGAAUGAUAUGCCUUAUGUGGACCCGGGGAUCAUUCACUUCUUAAAGAUUGCCAGUCCAAUUGAUUGUGUGUUUGAGAAUGAACUCUUGACUUCCUCUGGAUACAUUACAGAAGGGUUUUAUACCAUGUCUGAGGAUUUACAUGGAUCAGGACACUUCUUAACAAAAAUGAAGUUGUUCAUUGGAAGGACUCCAAUUCACCAGAAUUUCACAAUUUCUGCUAGUGAUGACAUAAGGAUUGAAGUGGGAAUUCAUACAAGAGAUAAAAAGCUCAAAGUGUUUGUCAGUGAAUGUUGGGCAACACCAACUAAUAAUUCAAAGGAUCCCCUAUCAUUUCCUUUUAUACUUGGCAGCUGUCCAGUUCCAAACACAUAUACCACCAUGAUUGCAAAUGGGUUGUCCAAUAAAGUCUUAUUUAAGCUGAAAAUCUUCUCUUUUGUCAACAAUUCAGUGGCUUAUUUGCACUGCAAAAUCCGUGUUUGUAUGCAAAAUCCUGGGACCAUCUGUAGGAAGAACUGCGAUGGGUACCGUUCGCAGAGGACAGGGCAAAUUAUUUCAGCGCCUGGAACAACUUGGGGACCUUUACGCAGAUUCGUUGAUGAUGUAAAGGAAGAGAAGAAGCCUGGCUUAGGAGUAGGUUAUAUAGUCCUCAUUGUCAUUGGUGUGUUUGUUUUUGUCCUGGGAAUAGUAGGUCUUUUGGUUUGCCGACGCCGACGCAAGUCUAGGUCAUACAACUUCAAAAUCAAAUCUGACAAUUUUAACUACCAACUGUUUUUAUGA